Mycena indigotica is the source of this 2373-nucleotide messenger RNA. Its product is annotated as ATP-dependent DNA helicase PIF1. The coding region runs from base 1 to 2373 and encodes 790 amino acids. Gene Ontology annotation, molecular function: nucleic acid binding. The record is from RefSeq and is a predicted model, not a curated record. The transcript is spliced from 5 exons. NCBI's taxonomy places the organism in Eukaryota, Fungi, Basidiomycota, Agaricomycetes, Agaricales, Mycenaceae.
AUGUCUGUCGACAUUCCUCUCGCCGUUGCCUCGCCUUCACCGCCAGUCACAAUCAUGUCUGCCCCACCAUCGUCCAGCUCGAACUCGAGCGUCACCAGCCUCGCGGCUCUGACAGACAGCGUCCCUACCGCGGACGUGGACCCUCAAAUCCUCGAGGCACUCACCGGGAAGGAUAGAAUCUAUGUGCUCAAACUCGGAGAGAGCAUGGAGAACCUAAUCAACGAUCGCACUCAGUCAAGACAACGAAUAGACCUCACUCCCGCCACAACUUACCAGCGAAUGCUCGUCCACCGCUGUGCCGCUUACCACAACCUCGCUCCAGAAACGGACUCUUUGACGAAAGUCAUUAGUGUUGUAAUAACCGCAGAAAGCCGAAUUCCCGCUCGAAGAAUUGCGGACUUGUCCCCACCACCAGUCGAAACACCGCCCAAAUUCAAAAUUAUGAUGCGCAAACCCAUGUCGCAGGCGUCGUCUGUCACAGGCGACGAUGGUGAUGUCUCAGACGUCGAGGCAUCAGAGACGGGUAGUCUUGGCGGCAGGAGCUCUGCUAGCGCCAGCAAACCACGCAUGACAAUGGAGGAGCGAACUGCCGCCUACAACGAAGCACGUAAUCGCAUCUUCAUAGACUUCGACGAGAAAGAUCAGAGUUCGGCCUCCUCCUCUGCUUCGCUCGUCUCAUCAACGAGUGCCAGUGGGGAUGAUCCUGGCUCCCCAGCAACAGAGAGUGAGUGGUCUGGCCCUUCCACCAAAAAGCAGCCUCCACAUCGAGCCAAUUCUGCUUCGUCGUCACGAUCACUCCGUAGCUCAGCCCCAACAUUCAUGUCAGCAAAUGGUUCUUCGUCGUCACGCAACUCUCGUGCGCCAUCCCCCGCUUUCAAGUACCCGACACUCUAUGAACCUCCUCCAUUAAAUGGAAACAUGUCGAUGGCUGUACCGCCUUUUGAUGGACCUCACCAACCAACUCCCGGAUUCCAUGGACCUCCUCCUCCACAACACCAGCAGCCCGCAAUGCAAUAUUACCCGUAUCCUCCUCCAAUUCCCCAAGGUCAACCACAACCGCAACAACCCUUUAUGGCGCCGUAUCCAUAUUACGCGACAUAUGGCCCUUACUCCCAUCCGCCCACCCCAGGCUCUGACCCAGAAAUGUAUCCCUAUAAUCACACUCCUCCUUACUGGAACGGGCCGCCUUAUCACCCACAGCAAAACGGUGGCAACUCACCGCCACCACAAAAUCCUCAGCAUCACAUGAACGGUUCACCACCCCCGAUGCCGCCCUUCAAUAACUUCGGCAGCCUCCCAAAUCCACCUCCAAACUUUGCUGUGAAUGGGUAUGAUCCCAACUCGUCGCCAUAUGGGCAUCCCCAACCGUACUAUCACCCGAACCUCCAACAAAUACCCAUGCAGCCCUAUAUGUCUCCUCCGCCACACUCCCAACCGCAACUGCCGUCAUUUGAGCCAAACCGGGUAAAUGGACGUGUUACUACCAACGGCGGAGCGAAUGGGAAUCGACGCAACAGCAAUGUUAAUGGAACUGGGAAAGGCCGCCCGGGGGCGCCUCCACCUCAAAGAGCAGCCUGGAGUUAUGGCCCUGGUAUUUCAGGGGGCGUAGACUUUCCCUCAACGGCACCAGUGGGUCCAAGGCUCAGCGGUAGUAUGGGGGUAUAUGGGCCAGGUAUGGGGAUGAGAAGGAGCAGUUCUGGUAAUCGAACAACAAGUGGAUCGGGAAGCUCAGCAGGCGAUGAUGUCUCCAGUGUUGCAUCAUCGUCAACGACAUCCUCUUCAUCAAGGCGGACUUAUACUUCGACUGCAUCUUCAACUCAGCAUCAUCCUUUGCCUGCUCGGCCGGACUGGGCGGUGGGGUUGCGACCCAACCCCACAUUACAUACACCCCGACAUCGAGAGCAUGAUGGGCGAGACAAUUCGCGAAGCACGAGCACUAGUGGUAACUCGUCUCCACAUGGUCAUGGCCCGAUUCGACAGCAUCAGCACGACUUAGUUCCGUCAACCAUGACGGACUUCCCGCCACUAUCUAACGGACAAACGUCGAUCAGUGGGAAUGGUUCAGUGCAGCGAGCGCCAGGUGGAGCAUGGACAAACUCUUCGUCAACCCGAUCAAUUGUGAUGAUGCCCGGCCAGCAAGCUGGCACUGGCGGCAGCAAUGGUAAUGCGUUGGUCACGCACGACCCCAAAAUCACAUUAGCGAGGAGGCCAAUGAGUAGUUCAGCCAAGGACAAGGCCCGAGGCGAUGCGGUAGCCAACGCCAUUCUAGUCAACCAGAUUUCUCUCUUGUCGCUAGAAGAGCAAGACAGCGUUGGCCCCCGGUCAUCUCCCUCGCCUAUCUCGAUGCAGGAGGCUGCGGUGUCAUCAGGGUAG